AUGGGCGCAGGUCAAUCCAAGCCCGACGAGUCAACCAAGCAUGUUUUUGCAAGCGAUACACCUAUUCAAUUUUCCCAAGAGCUGAUAGAUUCCCUCCAAGCAUCCUCAGAAACAAACUCGACCCGCGCAAAGACGCUAGAGCUGCACAUCGCACAACGCGUCGCCGCCGAGCUAGAGAAGAUUCGGAACCAGGAAGCCUCGGCCCUCGAGGAAGCACGGAAGAAGAUUGCUGCAAGUGGAGAGGCUGGCUCAGAAGACUCAUCUCUACUUCAACUUUCGCCGAUAUCACCAAAGGACCUCCUUCCGGGCUCUGACACCGAUGAGAGCAAGAAAGCCCCGUCGAGCCAGAGAGUGCAACAAGAAAUCGAGAAACUGAAGCAGACACUGGGCCAGCGGAAAACGUUAAGAGAAGUGCCAAAGGAGGUGGAGAACGCGAGACAAGAUGUCAUCUCCUGCCUGCGGAUAAACGAUCGGAAACCGCUCGACUGCUGGAAAGAAGUGGAGAUCUUCAAGCGGGAAGUACGGAAGAUGGAGGAGAACUAUGUCUCCUCUGUACUGUAA
This is a messenger RNA of Fonsecaea multimorphosa CBS 102226, 561 nucleotides long. RefSeq lists its product as uncharacterized. The transcript has 4 exons. Bases 1 to 561 code for a protein of 186 amino acids. The record is from RefSeq and is a predicted model, not a curated record. NCBI's taxonomy places the organism in Eukaryota, Fungi, Ascomycota, Eurotiomycetes, Chaetothyriales, Herpotrichiellaceae.